UGACACGACCCUAUAAAAGCGCCGCUGUCGUCAACUGUCUUUCAAACAGCAGUACGAUGGACACCGAUCCUGACACGUCCUGAGAGGCAUGCUUGUUCCCGUCUUGUGUUUUUGUCGGCGGUGAAGAUGGAAGUCACGUUAAACCAAAGUGAAGCGUUGAACCGAAGCGCGCAUGGCGAGGAGACUUUCGAAGGGGGCGCAGACGGGAGCCCUUUCCUGAGGAUCCUCAUCUCGGUAGUCUACUCGGUGGUCUGCGCCGUGGGCUUGGUAGGAAAUCUGCUAGUCUUUUACCUCAUGAGACUACGACAAGGACGGAAGAAGUCGGCCAUCAACUUUUUUAUCAUCAACCUGGCGGUGACCGACUUUCAGUUCGUGUUGACACUGCCCUUCUGGGCCGUGGACACGGCUUUGGACUUCAGCUGGCCAUUCGGAGACACCAUGUGCAAAGUGGUGCUGUCCCUCACCGUCAUGAACAUGUACGCCAGUGUCUUCUUCCUCACUGCCAUGAGCGUCACCAGAUAUUUGUCCGUCACUUCGGCGCUCAAGCGGUCCGCGCACAGAUGGUCUCGGUGCGUCAAGUGGGUGUGCGCCUCCCUGUGGGUUGCGGCCACGGUGGCCACGGCUCCCACCGCGGUCUUCUCCGCCGUCACCGUGGUCGCCGGAGAAAAACUCUGCCUCCUGAAAUUCCCGGAAGGACACGACUGGCUCGCUCUUUAUCACAUCCAAAAAAUACUCGUAGCUUUUAUUAUCCCUCUGCUUAUCGUCUCCGUCAACUACCUGAUGCUCCUGCGCUUUAUCAAACGCAAGAGCAUGUGCGUCAACAGCCGACAGAAGAGGUCCAAAGUCACCAAAUCGGUGGCCAUUGUUGUUUUAUCCUUUUUCUGCUGUUGGAUGCCAAACCACGCCAUCACUUUCUGGGGCGUUUUGGUCAAAUUUAACGCAGCCAACUGGAAUUGGUCCUACUACAUGGUGCACGCGUAUGUAUUUCCAAUCACUGUGUGCUUGGCGCACGCUAAUAGUUGCUUGAACCCCGUACUCUACUGUCUAAUGAGGCCAGAGAUCAGGAAGAUGCUAAGUGCUUUAUUCUGGAGGGCUCCCACUCCUUGCACCGGCAGCAAGGACGCAUGCAAAGCGCACUCUGAUACGCCCGGCCACAUCCAAGCGGUCAGGACUACUGCUAAUGUCGACUUCACCUUGUCUGUCGUCGGUAACUAAAGUCUCAAAAACAACGUGGAUUUCUCUAAUUCUAUAUCAUAAAGCUUACUUUAAAUCUCGAAUGAUCACUGAUGUGAUCAUCCUGCGCAAUGCUUUUACUUUUUGUAUUGAUGUAGGGCACAUGUAUUCCAUCCUGUCAAAACGUUAUGCUGUGUAAAUAUUACAAGGGUUAGAAAGUAGAAACGUAAUUUCGGUGGAUUGUAGCGCUGAAAACUCUAUUUUUUUAAAAUUUGGAAUCAAAUGUGUGUAUAUGGGAGGAGGUAAUUCAUUAUAGUGUGUCUUAUAUUAUGUGUAC
Messenger RNA from Corythoichthys intestinalis (scribbled pipefish), 1510 nucleotides. RefSeq names its product relaxin family peptide receptor 3.3a2 (gene rxfp3.3a2). The transcript has a single exon. Gene Ontology annotation, molecular function: C-C chemokine receptor activity; C-C chemokine binding. Gene Ontology annotation, cellular component: external side of plasma membrane; membrane. The record is from RefSeq and is a predicted model, not a curated record. Gene Ontology annotation, biological process: cell chemotaxis; positive regulation of cytosolic calcium ion concentration; G protein-coupled receptor signaling pathway. The coding region runs from base 127 to 1215 and encodes 362 amino acids. Lineage: Eukaryota; Metazoa; Chordata; Actinopteri; Syngnathiformes; Syngnathidae.